AUGGACGACGCCCCGCCGUCAUAUUCCCACACGGCGCCGCUAGGGCCAGCCUCCGCCGGCGCCGCGCCGCCGCAGUACAGCGCCAGCAAGCGCCUCGUGUUGUGGUGCGCGGACGGCGGGCGGCGGCGCGCGCGAGACCUCACGCACGACCUCGCGCCGCCGACGGCCAUGCGCAAGUUCUCCCUCGAUAACCAGAACAUCACGCAUGUCCGGCACGGCGACGACGGGUGCAGCCUCACACCGCGCGCGAUGGGAUACGUCCUCUCGGGCAAGGUCGAGAUGUGGAGCGCUGCGCACCGCACGCAGGAGUACCAUUGGGGUGGCGAGCCGAGCGACUGCGCGUCUCACUGGCGUCUGGUGGGUGCCACUGACGGCGCGUAUAUCCGCCGCGAUAUAAAUGCUGUCGUGGACCUCGCUCCCCAACAACUAUGCGUCGUCGAGCAGCCAAAGUCCGUCAAGGUCGUCGCCCGCGGCAGCCUCGUCGGCCUGUAUCGCCUGCCAUCCGACGACCAGCGAGACCGACCUACGGCGUACGUCGCGCACGUCGACGCCCGCUAUGUCCGGGUAUAUCCCGUCCGCAGCGAGGGCGAAGGCGCGUUUGUUGAGAUGUCCCUGCAUCCCACAAGUGAGGGGUACCAGGGCUCGGCGCGGACGCAAUCGGGCGAGGUUCACGCGUGGGCGCACGACUCAGAGGUGCGGAGCGCGUCCGCGUCGGUCUUCACGGAAUCUCGGCCGCCGUCGCGCGACACGGCGUCGUCGCGAGCCAGCCGCGACGACAUCGACGUGUCGUUCGCAGCGCCACAGGUCACAGGACUUAUCGAGUUGCCGCAUACGCGCGAAACCCGCCUCUUCCCGGUUUCUGUUGGGGUCGGGUGUGCGCUGUGCGUUAUGAUGGACCCAGAAGAGCGGGAUCGGAAGCGGCGUGGGCUGAUGAUGGGCUUGGGGCUGUUGGGGAAGAGCCGGGGCAAGGAGAGGGCGUUGUAG
Cutaneotrichosporon oleaginosum is the source of this 984-nucleotide messenger RNA. RefSeq lists its product as uncharacterized. NCBI's taxonomy places the organism in Eukaryota, Fungi, Basidiomycota, Tremellomycetes, Trichosporonales, Trichosporonaceae. The record is from RefSeq and is a predicted model, not a curated record.